UGACAGUUGAGGUUGAGGUUAUGUUCAUGUGUCAUCCAAAAUCCAACCCAACCAAAAUAUUGUUGAAGUAUUGAUUUUCAAAUCGUUCCUCCGCCUGCAUUGCACCAUAGUAGUUAAAUACUUCGAAUAUGGCUGUCUUCAAAGUAGCAAAGUGUCCAACAGAUGAGUUGUCUUUGUCAAACUGUGCUGUUGUAAAUGAUGGUGAUUUGCCUGGAGCAAAACACGUAAAAGUUAAUACAGGAGGAGGUCAAAACUUUGUGUUUUCCAUCAAAGCUCAUCCCAGUAUUCCUAGGUACCAUGUUGGAUUUAGUUUACCUCAACGGAAGUGGGCUGUCCUGUCCCUUAACCAAGAAAUCAGUGUUGAACCAUACAACCCUGAUGAAUAUAUUUCAUCUAUUGUGUUGGAGGCUGAUUAUAUGCAGAAAAAGACAACAUCACAAGAACAGUAUGACACAGAUGAGAUGGCAAAAGAAUUCCUGUAUUCUUUUCCCAAUCAGAUGUUUACUGUUGGACAACAGCUAGCUUUUGCCUUUAAAGACAAAAAGCUACUGCUUCUUAUGAUCAAAGAUAUUGAAGUUGUGGACAUCUCGAAAAUAAAAGCUGGUGGUGAUGUCAAGCCCAGAAAAGCAAAACUUGGUCAGCUGAUACCAAACACUUUAGUGCAAUUUGAAAAAGCUGAAAGCUCUUCAUUGAAUCUAGUUGGAAAAUCUAAAGGAAAAGUAGUUCGCCAGUCAAUUAUCAAUCCUGAUUGGGAUUUCCAGAAAAUGGGAAUCGGUGGUUUAAGCAAUGAGUUCAAUGCCAUAUUUAGACGUGCUUUCGCUUCAAGAGUAUUUCCCCCUGAACUAGUGGAGCAGCUUGGAUGUAAACACGUAAAAGGUAUCUUGCUCUAUGGACCACCUGGUACUGGUAAAACUCUCAUGGCGAGACAAAUCGGCAAAAUGUUAAAUGCGCGGGAACCUAAAAUCGUUAACGGUCCUCAAAUUUUGGACAAAUACGUUGGUGAAUCCGAAGCUAAUGUCAGAAGACUAUUUGCAGAGGCAGAAGAAGAGGAAAAAAGGGCCGGUCCCAACAGUGGUCUUCACAUCAUCAUAUUUGACGAAAUUGAUGCGAUUUGUAAACAGAGAGGAUCUGUUGCUGGAAAUACAGGUGUCCAUGACACAGUUGUUAACCAGCUUCUAUCUAAAAUUGACGGUGUAGAGCAAUUAAAUAAUAUUUUAGUUAUUGGUAUGACAAACAGAAGAGAUAUGAUAGACGAAGCUCUACUUAGACCUGGUAGAUUAGAAGUGCAAGUGGAAAUUAGUCUUCCAAAUGAAGAAGGACGAGUGCAAAUUCUUGAAAUUCAUACAUCCAGGAUGAAGCAGUACAAAAAAAUAAGCUCCGAUGUUGAUAUAAAGGAACUAGCAACAUUGACCAAAAACUUUUCUGGUGCCGAAAUAGAAGGUUUGGUGAGAGCUGCUCAGUCAACUGCGAUGAAUCGACUGAUAAAGGCCUCGAGCAAAGUGGAGGUAGACCCUGAGGCAAUGGAAAAAUUGUUAGUUAACCGUGGAGACUUUAUGCAUGCUUUGGAAAACGACAUCAAACCAGCUUUUGGUACAGCUCAAGAGAUUAUCAACCAAUUCCUAACAAGAGGUAUCAUCAAUUGGGGAUCCCCUGUUACGGGUAUUAUGGAAGAUGGCAUGCUGUUCAUUCAGCAAGCAAGAGCGACAGACACAUCAGGAUUGGUAUCUGUACUUAUCGAAGGUCCCCCGAAUGCAGGUAAAACUGCCUUAGCCGCUCAAUUGGCCAAAAAUUCAGACUUCCCAUUUGUCAAAGUGUGUUCACCUGAAGAAAUGGUUGGUUACACGGAAACGGCCAAAUGCUUAAUGAUCCGAAAGAUAUUCGAUGACGCAUAUCGAUCAACUCUAAGUUGUAUUCUCGUAGAUAAUAUUGAGAGGUUAUUAGAUUAUGGUCCCAUUGGUCCAAGAUACUCAAAUUUAACCUUACAAGCACUACUGGUGCUGUUAAAGAAACAACCACCACCUGGAAAGAAAUUAUUAAUUUUGUGCACCACCAGUAGGAGACAAGUAUUGGAAGAAAUGGAGAUGCUGUCAGCUUUCACCGCAGUAUUACAUGUACCAAACUUAUCAAAAGCGGAGCAUUUAUUAAAUGUAUUAGAAGCUUCCGAUGUUUUCUCAAAUCAAGAACUGAAGCAGAUAACUCAUCAAGUUCAUGGAAAACGGAUAUUCAUCGGUGUCAAGAAACUCCUGGCAUUGAUCGACAUGGCUAGACAGACAGACGAAAGAAUCCGUGUUAUCAAGUUCAUAUCGAAGCUCGAAGAAGAUGGCGCCUUAGAAGACCCUGGAAUGGCAUAGGAUGAGUUGUUAGAAACAUUCCAAGAAUAAACAAAGACGUGAUAGCUAAUUUUAACAAUUUCCAAAUGAAGGUAUUAUUUGUAUCUUCUAUUAUUAAUUUAAGUUGCUCGAAACUUCGAGAGUAGAGUCCAAAUGUUGAUUUUUUUUAUUUAAAUAUAAAACAAUUAAAUGAGAUCGUUUUUAGUCUACAAAAAUGACGCUUACAUUAUUAACCAGUGAUACCCGAAGCCAUAUUUUGGUCUCAAGCAUCGAGAUUUUUCAGAGACCAUUCGAAAUUAUUUGUUCUAUUGAUCUAUUCUAUUUAUUCCUGUAUAUGCACGCUCUUUCUCUUCUGCGCAUAUUCAAAGUAUUAAUAUGCACUAUGCUAACGUCUUUUUGGCCUGCAAGAGAUAAAUGAAUUAAAUAUAAAUAAACUGUAUACUGUGGGUUACCUCCCACUUUGAGUUGACAAAUGAAAGAUUUCAGCAAUGAAAAAAAGGACCUGACAAUUAUUGUGAAGAAUAAGAUUUUACACAUAGCCAAAGAAGACAAUACGAAACAAAUGACAGAUAAAAAAAAAGAAGGUUGAAGGAAAAAGAAUUCAGAGAUGUCGCCGCCAUCUUUGUAGGCGUGUCUUGUGAUGUCAGAAUGGACUGGUGGAUUCUGACAUAAUUAUUUAUGUAAUAUUCUUCUUUCAUUCAUUCUGAAGCAUGAAGCAAAUAUUUGCGAACAGAAAAGCGCUUACACGACUGGGCAACAUUGUCGAUCAUUCAGCUCAUUGUUUUGCUUAAAUACCCUUUGUAAAUUUGCAAGUCAAGAUGUAAGUGUCUCAAGGACACUCUUGAGAGCUUUUAGCACUGCUGAACAAAUAAUGUAUAUAUUCGCGUGUCUUUGACCUGUUCAGCCUAAAUACAGGAGCUUAUACCUAUUUUAUUCGCUCCUAGGUAUGUAUCGUCAUUGUACGACUAAAAAUGAACUGAAUUUAUGCGUUUUAAGACGGUAUUUUCACUAGUCCUCUUCACACAACCCGUAAAAUCGGUCGCGAAUGUAGCAAUAUCUAGUAAAACAAUUAGUCAAUUGCACACUUAGUAGAAGUGUUCAGAAUGUAGUUGGUUAACUAAUAUUCUUUUUUAGAACAUCUAAGCUUUUUGGAGUGUGAUGAUCAUUGAACUUCGAAACUUCUGAAGUACCGAUUUGAGAUUAUAUAAAAACAGAAUGUCAUUGUAAAUUGCAAUUUUAUAUAUCUCCUAAGUUUGUUUAUACAUAAUAGUAAAAGUAUAAUAUAGUGCUUCUCAGAGUCUUUUUUCAGUGCGAUACAAGUGACAGAAAAAAAAGGUACGUCCGUGAUACAUACACAUUUAUAACAUUCAUUCUAGUUGUUGAUAGGUGGCGCAUUAAUCAGAAAACAAAAUGAUUUAGGUAUUUACCCAUUAUUUACCUAUUACAUAUGAAUACGACUAUAAUUUAAAGUUCUUCUCAGUCUUUCAGUGUGUCAUUAUUGACGUAAUAUAUGAUUUUAAGAAUGUAGAGAAUCAUAGCAUGACAUUUUAGUUAAAUCUGACAGUUGUCAGAAUCGUAAUCCUAAUUUGGUAUAAAAACAAAUCAAUUGUAUUUAUUUCAUUUAUAAAAAGGUAUGUUCUUUGAAUUGUAUAGUCUUAUAAAUUGUACAGAUUAUAGUCGUAGAGAUAAUACAUAAAUCAUUUUUUGUUCGAUUAUAGCGCCAUCUAUUAACAACUAGAAUAAAUGUUAUAAAUGACUUUAAUCACGGACGUACCUUUUUUUCUGUCACUUCCAACUUAAUGUGUUAGAAAGAAAUAAAAAAACUGUGACGCACUGAAAGAUGACUCUGAGAAGGAGUAUAUACUAAUAAUAUUGUUACUAUCCUUUUGAAUUUUUUCCUCAGCUCAAAUCAAUUUUCACUAGCUCAAAAAUUGAUCUGUUUUCUUUCCACUGUCAGUUCUAUCGUCGCAAUAAUUUCAAACUGACUAUGUCGUAGAACCGUUGCACUUUAAGAGGCAUUUUCAGUUUUGAAGAUCUGAAAAAAUCGCAGUGUCAUAAUGCUGGGACACGAUAGCCUGAUGUACGGGGACCUAAUAUUGAUCGAUUUUCUACCUCUGAUACUGUAUUCGUCGCAUUCGUUUAAAUCUAUAUUCAAUAUCUUCGAAACAUUGCACUUAUAUCAACAAUUUUCAGUUGUGGAAUCCCGAAAAAGUCGCACGCUGCUAUACGAUAACCUGUCAAAAACUGUUACACAAUGAACAACUGUUACAAACUGUUAAAAAGUUACAAUGAAUGUGCUGACGCGUUAUUGGGAUGAAGACAACUAAAACUAUAACGGGGAGUGAGACAAGGAGACACCAUUUCUCUCAAACUAUUCAUCCUUGCGAUAGAAGACAUUUUUAAGAAAUUAGAAUGCAAUAGCAAGGGUAUAAACAUCGACGGAUCAUACUUAAACAAUUUGAGAUUUGCAGAUGACAUCAUUUUAAUAGCAGACAAUAUCCAAGAACGAAACAAAAUGUUACAACCAUUAAAUGAAAUUUUCGGAGCGAUAGGCUUAAAAAUGAACUAUAGUAAAUCAAAAAUAAUGAGUCAGGACCAGACAAAUAUAACAAUACAAAAACGUACCAUAGAAAUGUUGAACAUUAUCUAUAUUUGGGCCAUGUCAUCAAACUGGAAAAACCAAAUCAAAACGCUGAAAUUAAAAGUUUACAAAUGGGAGUUCACAAAUUUACUCUUUCAGUAAAUUAGCAUAUAUCUUGAAAACGCCGCCAUUCCUAUAAACUUAAAAAAAAAGAUGUAUAACACAAGAAAAUCUGCUAAAAACCUAGAAACAACGCAAAAAGCAAAGGAACGAAACAGGUUUGGAAUGAUACUGAGAGGCAAAAUUAGAAACACCGAGAUAGACUGAGAACAAAGAUCACGGAUAUUGUGGAAGAAAUUACAAAAAUGAAAUGGCCCUGGGCCGGUCACAUAGCCAGAUAUGAUGAUAACAGGUGGACACAGAGAAUUCUAGAAAAGAGACCAAGGAGGCCGAGAUGGACGAAAAGAAGCAUGGGAAGACUUCAAAAGAGAUGGGUAGCUGACAUAAGGCUAUAUUUAACAAACGAGGAAAUAGUGAAGAUGAAAUACAACAUAGGAUCAAUAAAGGUAGAAGCAUCACUAGAUCCGUCAAUUCAAUUUUAUGGGACAAAGAUAUCAGGAAGGAAACAAAGAGAAGAAUAUAUGAAGGUAUAAUGAAGAGCGCUAGAAUCUACGGUGCAGAAGUUUGGGACAUAAGUGCAAGAAAUAAAAAAAAACUACUUAGUACAGAAAUGGACUUUUUGAGGAGAGGUUGUCAAGUUUCGAGAUUAGAACAUGAAACAAUUAGAGAACGUAUGAAGGUGGAAAAAACUAUAAUAGACGAUAUUGAAAAUAGACAGCUGACAUGGUACGGUCACGUUAAAGAAUGAAUGCGACUCGCUGGCCGAGAAAAAUAUUAGAGUGGGUCCCACCGGAGAGAAGAAAAAGAGGACGACCACGGAGAAGCUGGAGGGACAAUAUUCAGGAGGCAAUGGAUUCGAGGCAAUUAGAUGAAGAUAUGUGUUACGAUAGAAAAAAUUGGAAGCUGGGUAUGGAGAGGCGGCGACAGCCUUAGAAAUCCAUUAUAUAUAGACAUAAAGCAGUGGCCCUCAAACAGUUGAUUAGAUUGGCGCAAGAUAGGGAAAGCUGGAAGAAAUUGGGAGAGAUCUACAUUCAGAAGUGGAAGGAAAAUGGUUGACGAAGAAGAAGACGUCACGGAAUCUUUAGAACUUAAUGUAAAAUUAUUUGUUAAUUUCCUGUCUCUUGGACCGUAUUCAUGAUGCACAAACACCUUUAACUGCAAACCCACGACUCGUCACAGGUCUUUUAAAAGUCACAGGUUACAUCUUCUUAAGCUAUUUUCAUCAUAAACGAUGAUUUCCAAAUUGUCCAGAACGUUCGGAGUCAUAGGCGUAACUAGGGGGGGUUUGGGAGUUAUAACCCUAUACGCUAAACACCAUUACUAUUUCAUACCCUCCAGACACCAUCAAGUAGUUGUAACCCCCCCCCCCUUAGGGUCAUCAUGGCUACACCUCUGUUCGGAGUGAGGUUGGCACUUUUUGUAAAUUCUCGUAAAUCAAAAGACUAAGUUUUCAAUCUAAUGGCAUAUAAAACAACAUAAUGUUACUCUACAUCCCACCAGACUGAAAACAAUGGGAGCCUUCUCUGGUUACACCUCCGAGGCUUCUACAAUUUGCAAGCCAUAAUGGAUGCUGAGAUUAAGGAAGAUGAGGGAAUUUUACAAUUUAUAAUUCACCAGAAGGGAACUAUUCUCGUUUGAAAUUUACCACGCUGAGCAGAUGGGACGUGAAUUAUAAAUUGUAAAAUUCCCUCAUCUUCCUUAGUCUCAGCAUCCGAUAUGACUUGCAAAUUGUAGAAGACUCGGAGGUGUAACCAGAGAAGGCUCCCAUUGUUUUCAGUCUGGUAGGAUGUAGAGUAACAUUAUGUUGUUUUAUAUGCCAUUAGAUUGAAAAGUUAGUCUUUUGCUAGCAUAGCUCCGUUUCGUUCGUUGCAAUCCGCGACUGCACGUCGUGGUUUGUUUUUUUUUGCAUCAGAGAGAGCAGCAUAUGUGCCUCCUGAUGAGAGACUAAUAAGUUUCGAAACCGGUAGAGGUGCUUGCUGCUCUCUCUGAUUGUACUAGAAUAUGAUGCGGCUGUAUUUUCGUUUUGUAACGAAAUUGAAAAUGGUUAUUCAUUUUUGAUCUCGUAAAUCAAUUUUCCAUCAUUUUUGAGCUCCAAUUGAUAUCGCUAGAAAAUCUUCAGUGGCAUUGCAAACAUGAGUAUCCUAACAAUAUACUAGGGAGAUAAUAUACAUAUAACAUUAUGUUGAGCCUAGAAUCAUACUUAUUUUUCACAAGGAGUGAUACAAAUGUGAAAUUAGUGGUAUACGCAUUAGUAUCACGCUCAAAUUAAUUUUUCAGGCAACUGAAAAUCUUUCAUUACAUUUUCUAGAUUCUCUAGAACUCAUUCGCAAUAUGUAAGCAAUCUCUAAUUGGUUACUAAUUUAUUUAGUGUACAUGUAUUAUCAAAUCGCUGAAGUUCAAGGAACGCACCACAAUUCCAGAAAGUUUGUAUUUAUUUGUAUUUAUUUAAUUUAUCGUAUAUCUCGUCUUGUAUGAAAUUUUGGUGUAAACACGUAAGUAAUCUGUAAAGGAUAAAUGUGCAAGAAGUUCCAAUAGGAAUUGAAAAAGUUUUGUGCCACAAAUGUUUUCAUAUCUAAGCGUAAAGGUACUUUCGAAAGUUUCAAAACAGUAACAAAAUCUUUCAAAUCUAUAUUUUUAAACACGGAAUCUCAUGGAAUGUGGCGUGGCACUCUUCGCCAGUUCACGUCGGCAAAUAGAAAUAAAAAUAGAUAAUAGUGAAAUGAAAAGAGUACACGUUUGGUGGCCCACUUAACUCUGAAGUUAAUAAGUAUUAACUUUUUGAUACAUUCGGUCGGAACAUUUCGAUGGAACGUGUUCACUCGAGUAUCGAGGGAACCAGUGUUGGCGGUAGAAAUUUUAGUAAGUUGGUCAAUUCAUACAAUGAUAAAUAUUCCAACACAACGUAGUUAGACUACUCCAUAGUAAAAUUACCACGGCACUGACCGCACCAAUCUCUAGCUGAGUUGGAAAGGUUUGUAUUUCUAGAUUUCCUUUGAACCGCGCCCUUUUACCGACAAACGAUGGGAGACUUCGCGUCGAUCCAGGCCGGCCAUAAAUAGAGGGUUUGGUCCUAACCCAAGAUACUGACAAAUUUUGAGGGAAAUAACGCUAUUUCACGUUGCGUUGAUUCCCGUCUUUAGCUUUUAUCUUUUUCUAUUACAUAUUUUCUAGUUCUCUUGGCGUGCCAUGCCACGUUCCGUUGGAUCCCAGCUUAAGUGAUUCACUGACUCGGUAGUAUAUUAACGGUAUUUACCUGGUUAUUUACCCGUUAUUAUCCAGUUGUAUCUGUAUAAAAAUCCAGUGGUAUAAUGGAUACCAUAUCAUAUAUAAUUAUAAUUGUCAGUAAUAAUGACUGAUAAUAAUUUGUAUUGGAAUAUCUUGCGGGUUAUUAGAGUGAGUCAUAAACUUAAGCCAUUGAAUGUCCCUAUAAAAUUUAAUCAAUGCUUGAUUUGUUUCUGUUUGCUUAAUCGGGAAUCACAUUAAUAUUUUUUUUGAUUGCCGAUAAAAAUGUUAAUCAGCAACUAAAAUUUUUUAGUAUCUAAUAAUAUUCUUACAACGAAUUCCCAACAAUAAACAAAGGCGCAUGAGGCAAAUUAUCUUCGAUGUUACACUAUAAAAUCGAUAUGUUACGGGUACAGUUAGGUAAACGGGUAAUCCUAGGAUUACCCGGGUAAAAUACGAAGUACCCGCGAGGUAUCGGUAAUAUCCGGUAGUAUGUCUGAAAUAUAAUUUAAAUAGUUCAAAUUUCGGGUUUUACUCGGGUAAAACACAUUCUACCUGCUGCCUCGUGGUUAAAUGCUUAAUUGGGUAUACUAGUAAUGACAAAGCCGUAACUGUUUGAAAGAUAUCUUAAUUUAAGAAAAAAUGCAUUUUCCAAAGUAAGGAAAGUAAAACUAUCCGCUCUGAGCUCGUAGGUAGAGGGAUAAUUAAAAAUUCGCGAGCGCCAGUAGUGACAAGUCAAUAAACUUUUACUGGAAAUUUGACGUUCUGCAUUAAGAGUUGCAUAUAAUUUUUACUAAAUGUCUCAUUUAAAAGACCGAAAGUUCCUUAGAAUAAACAAAAAGUUUCUUUUGAACGAGAUAUUUCAAAUCACACUAAAUUUUCUUUUUUUUUUUUUCACCCCUGUAAGUGAUUAAAAUAAACAGAAAUUUUCAGGGACUUUUGACCAGAGACAUGUUAACCGUAGACAAGGCAUACUGAGCAAAAAAGCGUAACGCGCGGCUAGUCGAUCAGUGGUCUAUCUAUCUCUUUUUACUAAGCGAUACCGCUCAUAUGACGGACAGAUGGCUAGACCACUCAAAAUGAAUAUUGACCAAUGGCGUCCUUGAUAUCGGCGUUACACCUCGCUAGAGCGGCCCAUAGCUAGCCUAAUCUAUAAGUUAUUAUAUCUAUGCUUUUGACCCUCGAGAAUAAUGCAGUCUUUCAUUCUGCGUUUAAAUUUUUCAAAUAUACUUAUUGGUUCUCUCAGGAUUCGAAAAAAAGUAAUGCAUUUAAAAAGAGUUGGCCCGAAAUUUUACGUUUACGCUUUUACUUAAUUAUUUAAGUGCAAUAAAUGCAUAAUUUAAUAUUUAAGAAGUAUUAAACUAUAAUUAUAUUAAAUUAUUAUAGUUUUUUGCAGAAUAAAUUUUUUCUGAUAUUAUCUGUCAACAUAAACUUUAAAACGAUAAGCAAAAUCUUAAAAAUAAUCAUAAUGAAUAAUAAAUUUAAUAAAUUCUGUACUUACUGAUAUUAAUUAUCGAUUACAAUCCAAUUACUUCUUUACGUUGUAAAUAUUACACGGUAAGAAUUAAAUAAUAAGUUUGAAACAAUUAUUAUUUGCUUUUCUCCUUUCCUCUUUAAAUUUCCGGCCGAAACAGUAAGUCAUCCGCUAGAUGGCGAUACCAGCCAUACCAGCGAAACUCACAGAGGAUAGGCAAUACUUUUUUUUCAGCGAAAUUUCCAACGAAAGUUGUACUAGUAAUCCGCUAAGUAGGUGGCCAUACCAGCGAAGCUCAGGGUGUAUAAAUACUGCAGAAAUAAAAAUUAUAAUCUAUUUGUUAAGACAAUACAAGCUGCCGUGGCAUUUGGAGUUACAAAUAUUUCCAGCACCUUUACAUUUGCAUUUAUUUUACCAAAAUCUGGCGGGUACUUCGUACUUUACCCGGGCAAUCCUAGGAUUACCCGUUUACUUUACCCGUAAUAGAUACACCAAUUCCAAAGAGUAACAAGUCUAAAUUUUAGCGAUCUGGACUUAAGUAUUGGAAAGUGCUUCAAUAACCAAUAUUUACGAGUUCCAAAGGGUAACAACUAUAUAAUAACGUUCUGUAAAGAUGUCACGCAUACAUUUUGUCACAACGCGGUAAUUAUUUUAGUUCCAAAGUGCAACAAUUCGAAUUGUUACCCUGUUUUCUCGUAUGUAACUAAUAAAUUUUGACUUGUUACACUUUGGUGUAUCGAAAUGUAAAUGUAGAGGUUUUUUAUCAAGUUUAAAGAAAUAGAUAUUAGAUUUACCUACUCCCAAUCAGUUUAUUUUACGUUGGACGACCGAUUUAGAACACUAAACUUUGCUGUUCAUCGUCAGUUCUCCGGACAGGUUACUUAAAUGCUAAAAUUACAAAUUUAAACUAUUUGGAUACUAUCAGGUGUACUAUAAAUUAUGCCAAUAUUAUGUAUGCAUCGUUUGAAAGAGUACUUGUAUAAAUUAUUGCCCUUACAUGCCGAUGCAAUGAAUGUAGUUACAUACAGCGUAUUUCAACCAUGCGAUGCAGUAUACAAGGAUAGCCCCAUACAAACUUAAUGAGAAUUUUGCUGACAACGUUGCCACUCUUCACGGCAGCGGUCGUGAAAGGUAGUAUUAGGGAGGUACUUGUAGAGGAUUAGCGCUGUUAGCUAUUGCGGAAUACUAAAGGAGGAUUUAUUUAUGAUAAUUCCCAGAAUAGCAAACCCGCUUGAAAUAUACAACCAUACUGAUUCUAACGUUAGAAACGGAGUGUAGAUGCAUACUAAAACGCUCAAUUAUGCUACGAUGUUGUUUGAGGGUCAUCAGCUUUAUUGCAUAUCGAAAAUUGUGGAAUGUUUAUUGAGGAGGAAGUUAGAAAACAAACAGAAAUAGAGGAAACUAUUAAUAUAAUUAAUAUUUUGUUGAUAAUGGAUUAGCCACAGUUAGUUGAUUGUAACGACAAUUACAUUUUUACUCUUACAAAACUGUCUUUUCUAUUAUCUUUUAGGCACUAAUGUUUAGUUUCAGUUGACUUUAUUUAUUUUUAAUAACUUAGUUCUAAACAAAUGAAAAACACUGAAUUUAUAUCUUUUAUUUUACAAACUUCGAUAUAUAAUUUAGUUAUUAGACUAAAUCUAAUACUUUAUCUACAUAAUUACAAAUUCAAAAGUAGACCGCGCCCGAUACAUAUCAAAGUACACCGACGUAUUCAAAUUCACAACUGACCUACUAAUUCCAAAAACCCCUAUUUAUACAUUAUUACAAUGUUCCAGAAUGAGAAAGAUUAUUACGGAAGAAUUCAUCUUAUUCUAGAAUAACAAGGCUUAUUUACAUAAAUAUCAAAUAAGCAUUUUCUAGAAUGAAAAAGAAAUAUCGAGGUGUGUACCUGUUAAAAAGGUCCCCCUUUUAAAAGCAUUCACAAACAAAUUCAGUACAGGUCUGUUAAAUUAUAAUAAAUAGGCCAGUAGCUGAAAACAGUCCUGUGACAUAAUCAUGUCACAUUACCUAAAAAGAUUUGACGGUUCGAUUUCCGUUCCGUAAGUCGUUUUUAAAAUAGUUAUUAGAGAAAAGAAAUUGUGAUGAAAACAAGUAAUGAAAACAAUUUCCGGAGUGGAAAUGGAAACGUCAAAUAUUUUUAGGAAAAAUGUAAUAAUGACAUUUUGUCAUUUUAAUUGUCAUUACAAUCAACUGUGGUUAAUCCCAUAUAAACAUAAUAUUUACUUAGACAUGCCACAAGAAAACAGUUCCAGAAUCUUAUUAAUAAUAUAUGAUUGUUUGUCGUACUGUAAGUGAUGUUAUAUUUUUUAUCAAUGUUAUUGUUAUUUAUUAUAGAGAUAUGUUUAAAAAAUGUGUGAUAUUUAAGUAUUUAUAGGAACAUUCUGUUCAAUUAAAGUAAUGUAACCAAUAAAUAAAUCGAAGAAUGUCCAAGAAACUUUUUCUGGACUCCAGGUCCGAUUAAAAAAGGGGACAUUCCCGUUUCUACGGGAUGUUUGAUCACCCUAAUUUAUAUAAAUUUCUGAUUUGGUUUUGCCAGUGUCAUUAACUUAGGAAAAAAUUCAUUUUUGAUUAGGAAAUGUUUAUUUUUAUGUCUUAAACUUAUUACGCCUGCGUCUGGUCUUUUAUGUGCGUCAGAUCCUGAUUCGGUCUCGAAUGUUGGGAAUUUGUUGUGUUAAUAUGGUUUAGUUAUUGGAUCUAUAUUAAAUUUAUACAUUUUUACGUAAUAUUUAUAAAUUUUUAACCAAGAAGUGUAAUGAUGUUUAGUUUGGUAUGUUUACGGUUAGUCGGGAUCAUAUUGUUUUGAUUCUUGUUACUCAAUUUGUUUACUCUUGGCUAUAGCUAAAAAAUGAAUUUUUGUCUUAAACUUAUCUAAUAUUUUCAGAUUCAAAGUAAAGUGGUCAUACCUGUGAUGAAUAAAAAAUAAAGAAGUGUUAGUAAAAAUGAAAUAACUUGAGUUUCGUUUGUGUUGGAAGUUUGCAGUUAAACCAGUGGCAUAUGCAUCCGACACAAUGCGAUAAUGAAUAAAAAUAAAGCGAAUGGGAAAACAAAAAAUAAAAUUUACUAUUUUAAUUGGGAAAUAAGCCACAAUUUAAGUUGAGAUCGAAAUACAUUUUGUAUUUCGAUAACGACCUCCGGAGUGGAAGUCGAAACGUCAAUAAAAUCAUUUUUCAACUUAAAUUGCGGCUUAUUUCUAAAUUAGAAUAGUAAAUUACAUAAAUACCACAAAUAAAUAGCUUCAGAACAAUAUUUAAAAAAUAAAACAUAAAUUAUGGUAACUUUCUGUGGAAACUGACUCUAAACUCUCUAAAAGGAGUGGGUAAUCAUUCUGUGAAUGUAAAGCCAAAUUCGUGAGUUGUUGUAUGACUUACAAGAUUCUUACUCUCAAAUUUGUUUCCAAUGCUUAACUCUUUACUCAUAGGCGAAAAAAGUGAAAAUUGACCGUUUUUGACCUUAAUUUGUUAAUAACUAAUUAAGUUCAAACAAUCGACUGCAGAAAACAUAUAGGAUCUUCUUAUAGAGGUCCAUACUACUCAAAACGACUGUCGUUUGCCUGGUUGGGUCAGCAUCACGAUAAAAAUCUUAGUUCCUUGGAGGAAUCAGCUAUUUUACGAGUGCAAUUAAUACUGGUGCAGCCAUUUUCUAAAAAUAAGUAAAUCCAGAAAGUGAGAAAAUUUUAAACUUUAGAGAAGAAUUUAAAACGCCGCAAAAUAUUUAAAAUAAAAGAUUUGUCAAGACUAACAGGCUCAACCAAAUAAAUGAUCACUAUUAACCAAAGUCACAGCGACAUGCAAUACACGGUAUUGGGACCGUGCAAGUUCGGCAAAGCGACCUCUAUUUCUACGCUCUGUACUUUUAUUCGCACUUUUAAUUAUAUUGGCCAAUUAUAUUAGUCCUGGUUGCUGGAUAAUUGUCAAGGCCAUAGUCCAAAAAAAUAAUAAGAAAAAAUAAGAUGCAGGUUAUGUUUAGCAAACGUAAACAAUUGUAUGUAGUAAAUAAAAUUAGUUAUUAAAAUGCAGUACUGCAAGCAAAAUACAAUUAAUUAAAUUUACCUUUAUAUAAUAAUUGCAUAUCGUAUCAAUAUUGUGGAGCAAUAUAUAAUUUUUCUGCGUCAAUGACAGAAGGUAUGAAAUAUACGUCAAUUUGACAAUUUCAAUUGACAAUAUGAAUUAUUUAAGAUAGUUGCAAUAUUUCUCCGCGACUCGCGCACGGUCGUUUCUCGUUUCCCUUCCAAGUACUUGCACACCGCGAAUAUUGGUUUGAGAUAUUCUCAAAUUCUCGGUAUAUUGAAAAAUUAAUAUAAAAAAUUCUAACUGUGCAUCAUAGAUAUGAUGUCUCAAUUCAUUAAACUUUUUUGUUGGAGUAUCACAGAAAAAUAUUGUUAUUAGGUAUUUAAAAGAUCCCGACAUUAUGUCUAAUAUUUCAACAAACAAACCAUUUGUAAGUUUUUUGUAUAUAAUUUGUAUAUUUUUUGUAUUAAAUGUGUACAGUGUUAAAGCUUGAAAAUACAUAUUAAUUGUUGAUGAGAGUAUUGUAUUUAGAAAUACUAUUAGUAAACUAUUUAAAUCACAA
Molecule: messenger RNA, 14296 nt
Organism: Diabrotica virgifera virgifera (western corn rootworm)
Lineage: Eukaryota; Metazoa; Arthropoda; Insecta; Coleoptera; Chrysomelidae
Product: vesicle-fusing ATPase 1-like
Exons: 15
Coding region: 129-2351 (740 amino acids)
Biological process (GO): Golgi to plasma membrane protein transport; SNARE complex disassembly; intra-Golgi vesicle-mediated transport
Cellular component (GO): Golgi stack
Molecular function (GO): ATP binding; ATP hydrolysis activity
Source: RefSeq, a predicted model, not a curated record